Messenger RNA from Danaus chrysippus (African queen), 1347 nucleotides. Lineage: Eukaryota; Metazoa; Arthropoda; Insecta; Lepidoptera; Nymphalidae. The record is from the annotation of a GenBank genome assembly.
CUGUGGUUUAUUAAUAUAUGUAGGAGAUUAAGUGCGCCAAGUUCAGGAUCAGCUAGAAGACGAGCUCGAGAGAGAUUGAGGGCAGAACAGACUCGAGCUGAAGGAGAAAAACUAGCUAGAGAGAGGAAGAAACAACGACUGAAAGACAAAUUAGAUCAACAGAAACAGGCUCGUAUAGAGCUGGCUUCUUACGAGCCCUGGGGCCGCGCUGGUGGCGGAGCUCCGAAUCCUCGAGGCGUGAGAUAUGGAGAUUUACGAGCUCUUGGUAUAUACCCAGAAGAUGAACUCAAGGGAGUAUCAGCUCAUGACAUUUGUCGACGCUGGUGUCUUCGUACAAGACGUACUCCGAUCCGUCUCCGUGAAGAUCCUCAACUAUGUUACUCGGAGAUGCUGAGACAAACAGUUGACAACGACAUCAGAUAUAAAAAAUCACCCCAUCAACAAGAAGAGUAUAAGAAAAUAUUGGACGAUAUGGUUGACAGGAGACAGAAAGCUAUAAAAGAAGAGAUGAAAAGAAAUUUGGAAUAUGAACGCAAAAUGCAUACUAUGGACGGACCGUGGGGUAAACCUGGCCCCGGUGGUACAAUUUGGAGGAACCCUCGAAAUAUUGGAUUAAAUUUCUCAAAGUCUAUGGGUUGGACGGAUAACGAAAUUUUCAACAAAAUACGAGGCGACCAGAAACGUAAAAAAUCGUCCCUAACUUUACCCAAAGUAAAGACAGCAGAUGAUGAUUUGAAAAACGACGAAGUCGCUAACAAAGAGAAUAUAAAACCAUCAAGUGUAUCACAUUUACCAGAUAUACGGAAACAAUCGAACACAGAUGACGGAAGAUGUAAUUACGUAAAUAAGAAGGAUGUCAGAGAAAUAUACGGAACUGAAGCAACUAGGAAUCAAAAACCGAAGUUCGUAAAGAGAUUAUCAAACGGUGAUAGAGUGAAACGUUCACUUGAUAGUGAUAAUGUUGAUGAGAAGAAACUAACACCAGAAGAAGCUAUACUUCGUGUUACCGGCGGUAUAGAACUAGUUCCUUUACUAGCGAGGCGAAGACGUGUAGGUGCAAGAACGCUGCCCUCGAGCGACGUCACACGACCCCCAGAACAAAGUUGCGAAUGGAGGGAACUUCUUGAUAUGGAAUAUUUAAGAGAAUUAAAACAUCAAAUGCGAGUAAAAUGUGAAAAGAAAGAAGAGAAGCGUCGUGAGUCAGCUGAGAGCGUCCGUCAGCAUCAUACGACGUGGGCAUCACUAUGGGGUCGUCCAGGCCACGGCGCUCCUCAACGAGGUCGAUACGCUCGUUCAAACUUGGCACAACUGUUGUAUGUGCCGGCAUUGAACACACAUCAGACUUAA